UGUUAUUUUUAAGUGAUAAACCAUUGCCCUGCUGUGAUUUUGAGGCAUUUCUGUGCACUACACAGGAAUGAACAACCACGACCCGCGGAUGCAGAAAGGCCCAGCGUUUAGCUUCGGCACACGUCAUCAUGGCUUACAGGCCAACUCUUCCCCAGGUCCUGGUUACCUUGUUCCCUCCAACAUCACCAGGGUGGGUCGGGAUGGAACCCCUGCGUACUCCGUCUAUGGCCGACCCAAGGAUAUUCAGCCUUUCCAGACUCCUGGCCCAGGAAGUUACUCCCCUGAAAAUGCAGCAAAGACCACCUAUUACUUGGCCCCUGCAUUCUCUCUGUCUGCAAGGACUAAACUGUUCCGUAAUGAUCAAACACCAGGUCCAGCUGUGUACAUGCUUCCCCCAGUAUUAGGGCCAAGAGUUGUGAAUAAAGCAUCUGCCCCAAACGUCUCCUUCGGUGGUCGUAGUGCUAUCGGCAGCUUCCAUGAAGAUCUACGGAAGACUCCAGGCCCAGGGACCUACCAAGUGGUGGAUUCAUGCGUGUACAAACACAAGGCCCCUGAGUACAGCAUCACCGGACGCAACUUCACGCCUGGAGACAUUACAAAGAAACCCGGACCUGGAGCCCACCAUCCAGAAAGGGUUACUUUCACAGGAACCAAAGCUCCCAGCUAUUCCUUUGGAAUUCGUCACUCUGAUUACAUCGCUCCCAUAAUUGUGGAUGGGGCUGAUUAAACGGGUCAAUGCUGUCCUAGUGAAUUCUGUUAAACAAGCUACAGUCUCCCAUAUCAGGUCUUAAUAUUGCUAAAACAUAACUUGAAUUAAUAGUGUUUCAGUAAAAAAGGCUCCAAGAUGCAUAUUUGUGCUGUUGCCACAAUAUGAGAAAUAAACUCCAUUCCAAAACCAAGUUAACCAAGUCUACCUAGACUAGCAUUUUAACAGACACAAUCUACUAGUGCUGGGUCUGACUCCACCUUAUUGAGUCAGAGUUUAUUCCAAAUCCUUAACCAAGUUCGAGUCCAUGUUCGGUCAUAAUUGCAGUUGGAGUCCAAAUACCCCAACUCUACAAUCCAUACACGGAGGUUAUUCCCAAAAAAUAAAAUAGAAUUGACAGCCAAAACAAGUAAUUAAAAACUAGUUAUACAAUAUAUA
This is a messenger RNA of Sinocyclocheilus anshuiensis, 1144 nucleotides long. Its product is annotated as outer dense fiber protein 3-B-like. The transcript has 5 exons. Bases 68 to 727 code for a protein of 219 amino acids. Gene Ontology annotation, cellular component: cytoskeleton. Lineage: Eukaryota; Metazoa; Chordata; Actinopteri; Cypriniformes; Cyprinidae. The record is from RefSeq and is a predicted model, not a curated record.